Messenger RNA from Cucurbita pepo subsp. pepo (vegetable marrow), 1501 nucleotides. RefSeq names its product putative sugar phosphate/phosphate translocator At3g11320. NCBI's taxonomy places the organism in Eukaryota, Viridiplantae, Streptophyta, Magnoliopsida, Cucurbitales, Cucurbitaceae. The record is from RefSeq and is a predicted model, not a curated record.
CCUUCCCCUUCCUCGUCGGCCAUCCUGAAAGCUCGAUUGCUUCCCAUUUGACGAAGACCCAUUUCUCCAAUUUCCCCUUUUCAACUUUCUCCUCCUCUCUUCACACCACCCCCCAAUUCUCCCAUGGAAUUCUGUUCUCAGAUCCAUGGAAAACCCCACCUUCCUUCCUCUGUAAUGUGUCUCUUUCUCGCUUCACUUUUCUAGAUUUGACUUCCAGAUCCAUGUGCUAGCGUCCCCAAUCGGAGCUCCAAUCGACGAGUUUCAAAAAUCUCCGCCCUCCAUCGAGACCGACAGCCGAAAUGAAAGGUUCGAGUCGUUUUUUCACGAUCGGGCUUGUCAUUUCCUGGUACUCGUCCAACAUUGGCGUUCUUUUGUUGAACAAGUAUUUGCUUAGCAACUAUGGCUUCAAGUACCCGAUCUUCUUGACUAUGUGCCACAUGACUGCUUGCUCUUUGCUUAGCUAUGUUGCGAUUGCUUGGUUGAAGAUGGUUCCGAUGCAGACUAUUCGAUCUCGGAUCCAAUUUAUGAAGAUUUCGGCUCUUAGCUUUGUGUUUUGUAUUUCUGUUGUCUUUGGCAACAUUUCUCUUAGAUAUCUGCCAGUCUCGUUCAAUCAGGCUGUUGGGGCUACCACGCCUUUCUUUACGGCGGUUUUUGCUUACCUCAUGACGAUGAAGAGGGAAGCUUGGCUCACUUAUGUUACUCUCAUCCCUGUUGUUACUGGCGUCAUUAUUGCUAGUGGGGGUGAACCAAGUUUCCAUCUGUUUGGAUUUAUAAUAUGUAUCGCAGCUACGGCUGCAAGGGCACUCAAAUCAGUACUGCAAGGAAUUUUGCUUUCUUCUGAAGGAGAGAAGCUGAAUUCCAUGAAUCUUCUUCUGUAUAUGGCUCCUAUAGCCGUUGUGUUUCUGCUGCCUGCAGCACUUUUCAUGGAAGAAAAUGUGGUCGGUAUCACUCUGGCUCUUGCUCGAGAAGAUAAAAAGAUCAUCUGGUAUCUGCUAUUCAACUCUGCACUUGCGUACUUUGUAAAUCUAACCAACUUUUUGGUUACCAAACACACCAGUGCCUUGACACUUCAGGUUCUUGGAAAUGCUAAGGGGGCUGUUGCUGUGGUGAUCUCAAUUUUAAUUUUUAGAAAUCCGGUGUCAGUUACAGGAAUGCUUGGUUACUUACUCACAGUUAUUGGAGUUAUCCUCUACAGCGAAUCCAAGAAAAGAAGCAAAUGAGAAUAAUGCAAACUGAAGUGCAUUUUCUCACUCGUUUUUUGCACGGUGGCAGGCAGUAGCCUCAAUACCGGAGGCAGUGGGUGUAGAUCGGCCUGUUAUAACUGCUCUUGACUAUAUAGCCUCCAAAUUCUUUUUUCCCCUGAAAGCUUAUUAGCUUAGGCAUUGGUUUAUAUCUGUAUCAUCCUCACAAGAUCUGUCACAAAAUAGAGAAUUUAAUAAGGAAGAAUUAUGGGACAAGGCUUUACUUCUUUAGAAAGGAUUAAUAGAACUGAUUAUUUACA